AACCAAAGAAGCAAACCGAUAUUUUUUUUCUCAUUUCUUUAUCCUCCAACUGCUUCGUUUUUAUAAACAAAACGUCAAGUCCCUUUCUCCCAUUCAUUUCAAAAUUUUCAUUGUGAGUAGUUGGAUUCAACUCUUUUCCCUUCUCCCGUUUCCUUCUGAAAAUUCUUCUUUCAUAAACAAAAAGAAAAGAAAAGAAAAGAAAACCCUUUUUUCCCAUUUGAGUGAUGCAAAAUCCCAUCUCCAAAUGGCUUCUUCAAGUUGGUUAUAUAUUGGUUUAGGCAUAGUUUUAGGGUUCCUCUUCUUAGGCAUACUCACAGAGCUUUAUUACCUUCUAUGUCGGAAGAACAAGAGAAUCAAUGACACUUCAGAGGUUGAAGAAGACAACCACCACCACUUCACUAAACAACCGUCCCGUCGUUUAAUUCCCACUGAAACUCAAAAUCCACCUGAGAAUCGUCGUGGAUUCGACGCCGAACUCGGCUCCGGCGAGGUUUCGUUGCUGAAAACAACGGGGAGAGAGGAAGAAGAUGAAGAUGAAGAUGAAGAUGAAGAAACAGAGGAUGAUUUAGAAUUACAUGGGAUUUAUAAUCUUGCUGGACAACCAAGGUUUUUAUUCACAAUUAAUGAAGAAACAAAGGAAGAUUUGGAAUCGGAAGAUGGAAAAUCGAGAAAAGGUUCGAGAAAUAGAAGCUUAAGUGAUAUAAUUGCAGCAAUUGAAACUCCUUUUUUUACUCCUAUGGCUUCUCCGCCAUUGAAGGCCUCUUCACCCUUGAGUUUGAAUUUAGAGUCUUACAAUUAUAAAGUCCAUGGAUUUAAUCCUUUGUUUGAAUCAUCGGAAGAAUUGGAGCAGAAUUUGACGAGGUUGAGAUCUUCACCUCCUCCGAAGUUCAAAUUUCUUAGAGAUGCAGAGGAGAAAUUGUACAGAAGAUUAAUGGAAGAAGCUCAGAGAAAAACAGAGAUUCCUAAAAAUGAAAGAAAGGUAAUUAAUAAUAAUAAUAAUAAUAAUAAUCAAAGGUUUAUUUAUUCUUCAAGCUCUUCUCAGGUUCUUCCUCUCAUUUCUUCACCUCCCUAGGGAUUUUCUUAACUUAAAUCCUGUUUAAAUCUUAGAAAUAUAGGCAAAAAGAAAGUUCUUUUUUCUUUAAUAUAUAUAUAUAUAUAGUUCUAAGUUUUGGAUGAUCA
Messenger RNA from Cucumis melo (muskmelon), 1179 nucleotides. RefSeq lists its product as uncharacterized. The record is from RefSeq and is a predicted model, not a curated record. The transcript has a single exon. The coding region runs from base 245 to 1072 and encodes 275 amino acids. Lineage: Eukaryota; Viridiplantae; Streptophyta; Magnoliopsida; Cucurbitales; Cucurbitaceae.